Messenger RNA from Ustilaginoidea virens, 1644 nucleotides. RefSeq lists its product as uncharacterized. Gene Ontology annotation, biological process: fructose 2,6-bisphosphate metabolic process; fructose metabolic process. The record is from RefSeq and is a predicted model, not a curated record. Gene Ontology annotation, molecular function: fructose-2,6-bisphosphate 2-phosphatase activity; 6-phosphofructo-2-kinase activity; ATP binding. NCBI's taxonomy places the organism in Eukaryota, Fungi, Ascomycota, Sordariomycetes, Hypocreales, Clavicipitaceae. Gene Ontology annotation, cellular component: cytosol. Bases 1 to 1644 code for a protein of 547 amino acids. The transcript is spliced from 6 exons.
AUGGACACCUUAUUGACUGCCGAGAUUGCGGCCAACGCGCCCAGAUACCGCCGAAAGAGCUCUACCUUCAUCGACGGCAUCCAUGACGUGACGGAAAGUGAGAACCUGGCCCCGGCACAGCUGUAUAGUACCAUGUCUGGCCGGCUAUUCCACUCUGGCCGCAUAGCCAUCGUCAUGGUAGGCCCGCCAGCUCGAGGCAAGACUCACAUUUGCGUUUCAAUGGCCCGGUAUCUGCAAUGGCUCGGUGUCAAGACUCGCAUAUUCCAUCUCGGAGACUACCGUCGGGCCACCAUCGGUCCAGAGGGCAAUGUGCCAGAGGACUACUUCUUCCCCGACGCGUCUCCUUCGUCUGUCAUCCUGCGUCAAAAAAUCCUCAAGAAAUGCCGCGAAGAUAUCUAUGCGUGGUUGAACCACGAGAACGGCCAAGUAGCCAUCUACGAUGCCGUGAACCCCACGGCCAGCGGCCGCCGCGCUUUGGCAAAGGAAUUAGCCAAGCACGAUGUGCAGACGCUCUUCAUCGAAUCGUACGUGGACGACGAGCGUAUCCUUCGCGAAAACGCCCGCAACGUCAAAAUCUCGUCGCCAGAUUUUGCCGGGAUGGAUCCCGACGAAGCGGCUAAACUGUAUCUGAAGCGCAUCGAAAUGAGAAUUCCCGUGUUUGAAACCAUGGACGAAGCCGAACUCAACUACAUCAAAAUGAUCAACGCUGGUGCAAAAUUCUUCUACAACAACGUCAGCUUCAACUACCUCUCUCACAGGAUUGUCUUCUACCUCACCAACCUUCACAUCAAAUCACGCACCACUUUUUUCGUCCGCGCCGGCACAACCGAAGAAGAGGACUCCUACAAGGCUGACGCGCCCCUGUCGGAACUGGGAGAGGCCUAUGCGGAGAAAAUGUCCGAGGCUCUGCUGAAGCAUCGGCAGCAAGAGCACGCAGAGCAGGUGGAAAAAAGCGAGGGACAACAGGCGCCGCUACGACCACUCACGGUGUGGACAUCAACCAGGAUACGGACUGUUCAGACGGCAGGCUACCUAAAGGAGAAAGGGUACAAGGUUCGACAGCGCUCGCAGAUGAGUCAGAUCAACCCUGGCGUCUGUGAAAAUAUGCCCGAGAGGAUGAUUCAAAAGGUCUAUCCCGAGGAAGCCGAGAAGCAUGACUUGGAUCCCUACCACCACAGAUACCCACGAGCCGAGUCCUACCACGAUCUAGCUGUACGGCUUGAACCCAUCAUCCUUGAGCUUGAGCGCGAGCAAAACGAUCUGCUCAUCAUUGCGCACGAAUCCGUCCUCCGUGUUCUCUACGCCUAUCUCAUGCACUGCUCGACCAUGGAGAUUCCCAAUCUCAAGUUUCCUCGCGAUGAGAUCAUCGAGAUUAUCCCCGCGGCCUACCAAAACGAAGCCAAGCGCAUCCACAUUCCCGGUCUGGAUGCCGAGCUGUUGGUCGGAUCUCCGCACGUGCCGCUGUCUUCCAUGCAGAGCACCAACAUGCCCGGCGGUGCGGGAGGCAGCGUCGCUGGAAGUGGUCAGAUGAGUCCUAUACCUGGCGGUUUGAGCAGUCCGGCCAUGCCCGUAGAGCGACCCCCGGAGAGAGUGAUUAACACGGCAAAGGACAUGGUGGCGGACAAGGUAGACGAUGAGGAUUAG